Molecule: messenger RNA, 3845 nt
Organism: Geodia barretti
Lineage: Eukaryota; Metazoa; Porifera; Demospongiae; Tetractinellida; Geodiidae
Source: the annotation of a GenBank genome assembly
GUAUGGUGGCUAACUCCAGUACACUACCAAGUAAUGUGACUACUGGUCCUGAUGUCACAAUAGAGCGGGUCAACAUCACUCUCGCCUCUUCUCCCUCUUCCCCCAUUCUGGCUGGUGGCUCUGUCACUAUCACCUGCUCAAUCUCACUGGCCUCUGGAGUAAUUGGUACUCCAGUACUCCGGUGGGAGGUGCCUGGAGCAACUGAAUUUACAAAACAAAAUGAUGGAGGUUCCUCGAGUAACCUCACACUCAGUAGCAUAUCAACAUCUCAGGCUGGAGUCUACUCCUGUAGCGCUUUUCUUGAUGGAUCUGUCGCUGCUGAUACUGUCAUCACUGUCCAAGUUCCAACACCAAUUCCGUUCAUCACCAACUCCACUAUUAUUCCUGGAAGUAGUGGCAACCUUACAUGUAGCUAUUCUCCGGACCCUACAUUUCUUGUUAAAGCGUACUCCACUUGGACAAUCGGUGGAGAAGAAGUGACCGCCACUGAAGGCGACAGGAUCUCAACUGAGGGAACCUCCCUCAUAUUCUUCCCUUUCCAUACCUCUGACACUGGCAAUUAUACUUGUAGUCUGAGCCUCGUAUCUAUUACACAAUAUAUCAAUGUUGUCCAGGGACCACAGAUGUCACGCGUGUCAGAGAUUAUCGUGCAGAUCCCUCCACCUGAUGUGACAAUAUCUCUCAAUCGUAGUGGUCCUCUAUAUGCUGGUACUGGUCUCAGUAUCAUGUGUACUGCCACUCUGGACCCUAGUGUCAACAAUGAUGAGAAUGUGUUCAUCAAAUGGAGUGGUCAGGAACGUAUACCAUCUACUAGAUUCUCAAUAUCUAGCACCACAAAUCACCCAUGUGAUCGCUAUAGUAGUGUUCUCACCAUCAGUCCUCUAGCUGUCCAAGACAAUGGUCCAUUCACCUGUACUUGGACCGUCACUGGACUAGACCAAAGCCAGUCAGCCACUAAUACCAGUAGUACCAAUGUCAAUGUAAUAGACCUCCCAGCUCCAGUGGUGGAGUUGGAUGCCUCUGAUCCCACUAUUCGAAUGGUGGGGGACUCCCUCCAGUUGACCUGUACUGCGAUAACAGUAGACCAUCUCACACGUGGUGUUCACCUUAUAGUCGAGUGGACUGGAGGUAAUGGUGGAGCCACGCAGAUUGAGACUACUGUCAAUGGAACCACUGCCGCAAGAACUCUGACAUUCAAUUCUCUGAGAACCUCACAUGGGGCCAAGUACACCUGCCAGGCUGCAAUUAACAUUCCAUCCAUUAAUGUUACCAGGAACCACGGUAACAGUACAGAUGUAUAUGUUCGAAUCCCCGGACCAAUGCUGGCAGUGACUGCACCAACCAAAUUGGUGACUGGCUCUGGUCUCUCCCUCCGCUGCUCCAUCCAGCCUCCCUCUGUGGACACCUCUAUCACUGUCCUCUCCAAUUGGAGCACUCCUGGUGGUAGAAACAACAGAGUCAAUGCUGGGAAUGAUACUAGUCCACAGUUGGUCAUAUCCAGAGUAGAGACAGCAGAUAGUGGAGACUACACCUGCUCAGUCAGAGUGACUGACUCCACUAAUAGCCCAUAUAUACUGGACAGUCCUCUAGCAUAUAGUACAACAAUGAUCACUGUCAAACUGAAUGUGACUGUGAGUGCACUCUAUGAACCGGCUCCAGGGGAGGUCCCUGGGGAAUUGGGUCCUAAUCAGUUCACUGCAGGCAGUAAUCUGACUCUAAACUGUUCAGUUGAGGGACACAGUGGAGCUCUGAGCUACAUGUGGUCUCUCACUGGGAACCCAAGUACAUCUGGCUGUGGUAGUGACUGUAACAUUGAUACCUCAUCCGCUAACUCCACACUUGUGGUGGGGGGACCGGAACUAUUAUCCUACUAUGCUGGUGACUACACAUGUACUGUAAGUGAGUCAGGAAGGUCCAACAGUAGAAACAGUCAUACCUUCCCUGUCAAUGUUGUUGGUGCAGGGAUAUAUGCGCUAAGAUAUGACAGCAGUGUGUCAUCAGGUCCCAUAGCCAACGAUGGACUGAUAAUCAGUACAAGUGACGACCUGAGACUGGAGUGUGUCUCUAACUCCAGUAUUGGUGAAGUGGGGAGCAUCACUACACCUGAUGGAACGAUACUAACUCCUGAUAGCACUACUAGUACUCUGACUUUAACUAACCCAUUUCGUCGACCUGGAGUUCUCCGUCUUCGAUCAGUUGAUGGAUCAUCACAAGAACGACCACCAGGACCUCUUCCAGCCUCAGCCCAAGGAGUAUACACCUGCACCAUUCCUGAUUCCAGUGGAAAAGACAUAUCCCUCAAUGUGGGACUGUAUCCACCUGGCUUCAAUGUGACUCCCACCAUCAUUAAUCUCACCUACCACGAGGGCAAUGAUAGUCAUACCCUCACAUGUGUGUCCACUGGCUCCCCUGCCACCAAUGUCUCCUGGACCAAAGACGGAGAACCACUUACAUCGUAUUACACAAUUUCUCAGACUGUCAUUGACCGCAGUACUUCCACCUACUCCAAUGUCUUGACAGUCAGUCCUGAAGGAGCUGCUGGUACCUACAACUGCACAGUCUCCAAUGAUCUGGGCUCUAACCCUAAUGUGGUAGUGGCUCUUGGCCUCACUGUAUCAGGUGAGGAUAGUCUCACUGUGGGGCAGUCAGGAACCAUCAGCUGUAGAUCCAACGUGAGAGUAUCUUCUUUUGAAUGGAGGAACGAGUCGUCUGUGCUGGCCAGUAGCAAUAGUGGCAAUCUGUUUGUGUUGGAGUAUACAUUUCCUUUAGUAACAGACGACCUACAUGGACAGCAGUAUACCUGCACUGGUGUGGUUGGUGCUUAUAGCUACAGAGAACAUCUUUCAUUGGUAGUGAAAGUGCCUGAAACCCUAUCACAGUCACGGCAAGUGUGACUGAUGUUGGUUCAGCGCACUAGCUGGAUGGGAAGCCUGGUCCCACUCUGACAUGUAGAGUCCAUGUGACAACUGCAGGACUUACUAACACUCCUUCUGCUGUGUGGAUGAACGUCUCUGGUCCUGUGGUCUCAGGAAAUGGUGUCACUGUGACUGAGACUGUGGUGAAUGGUACAACUACCAUCUCCACUCUCUCUUUCUCCCCUCUCUACACAUCUCAUGCUGGACUCUACCACUGUAUGGGAUCACUGGAGUCUCCACCUGCAAAUAUUUCCAUUCCCACUCCCCCUAUCCCAGUCAAUGUCAGCUUGCCAGCUCCAGAAGUGUCUCUGAGUGUUCCCAGUGGUCCACUGCACCAGGGAACCUCCCUAACACUCUCCUGCACUGCCACUCUGCCUCCCUCGGUGGACACCAAUGUCAGUGUCACUAUUCAGUGGACAACCAACACCACAGACAACAGAGUCACCAUAAUCCCUGCCUCUACUCUGCAAUCUCCAUUCAUCUCCAUUCUCACUAUCAGUCCUCUGGCCGAAGAAGAUGAUGGUAUUACUUACACCUGCACUGGAACUAUCAAUGGUGGGACUACUGUCAUGUCAACCGACACUACUACCAUUGACGUGAUGGAUGCAGUUGCAUACCCAGUUGAAGCCUUUGAAGUAAGAAGUACAUCGGACACCUCUCUCACAUUCUCCUGGCGCCAGCCCAGUAUUGGAGCUCACCUCACCACUGGCUACAACCUGACAUGUGUCCCUCUCCUGAGUGGGAUCCCAUCCCCCCAGUCUCUCCCCCUGUUAGCACCAACCCGGUCCUCGGCCACCCUGUCUGGCUUCUUCUCUGGAGUCCGCUACAACUGCAGCAUCUCCACCAUCUCCCAACGUGGAUCCUCUCUCCCCGUCUCUCUCACCCUAUACACCAAUGAAACUGGUAUGUAUUAUAAUGCAACCUAACAAA